AUUGGAUUGGUGCUUAGGUCCCUUGCUAAGUCUCUCCUUCUCUUGGAUAGCGCCGUCCAAGCUCUGCCGUUGGAUCCACCAGUCGAGUCAAUCUUCUCGGUACGGUUGGAAUUCAUAAAAAGCAGCAAGCCGAAUCAACCAUUCGCAGUCUUUCUGAUCUUCUUCAGAGCUGACAAGAACGACCUACUCUCAGCAAACAUGGAGAGAAUCAUCCGUCCUGUGUCGAAGCAGUUGUUGCGAUCGCGACCGCGAUAUCCCUUCUCCGUCCCUCCGCCUAUCUACCCCAAGCGGCUCUACACAGCCGGCUACACAGUGCCUCCGCUGAAAGAUAAGUCGCUCUUUAUUCAAAAGGCUUACGUCAAUGGCGAGUGGGUUGACGCGGAGUCGGGAAAAGCCUUCGAGGUUCGCGAUCCUGCCACCGGGCAACUCAUCGGAACAUGCCCCGAAUUCAGUGCUAGAGAUACCGAGAAAGCCAUCCAAGCUGCCACAGAGGCAUUUCCCAAAUUCCGCACAACCCUCGCCCGGGAGCGAGCUCGGAUGUUGCGACGAUGGUACCAACUAAUGAUGGACAAUGCCGAGGAUUUGGCUACGUUAAUCACAUGGGAGAAUGGAAAGCCGCUCGCCGAUGCAAAGGGCGAGGUAAACUAUGCCGCGAACUUCUUUGAGUGGUUCAGUGAAGAGGCUCCCCGAGUGUACGGCGAUACUAUCCCAGCGUCUGUGGCUGAAAACCGAGUAAUGACUCUGAAACAACCUGUUGGUGUCUGUGGUUUUAUUACCCCUUGGAACUUCCCCGCAGCUAUGAUCACACGAAAGAUUGGCCCUGCUCUCGCUGCAGGUUGUACUGUGGUUACAAAAACUCCAGGAGAGACCCCAUUCACUGCCAACGCCUUAGCAGAGCUGGCUCACCGCGCGGGCAUCCCCAAGGGCGUGGUCAAUUUCGUCACUGCUUUGAAUAACACUCCCGAAAUUGGCGAGGUCAUCACCACGCACCCCGAUGUGCGCAAAGUCUCUUUCACCGGCUCCACCAAUGUUGGAAGGUUGCUCAUGAAGCAAGCUUCAUCGACAAUUAAGAAGGUAUCUUGGGAACUCGGUGGAAACGCUCCGUUCAUCGUCUUCGAUGAUGUCGAGGACCUUGAUGCCGCCGUAGCAGGCGCCGUGGCCUCUAAGUUCCGAAGCUCCGGCCAAACCUGUGUCUGUGCCAACCGUAUUUUUGUGCAGAAGGGUAUCUACGAUGAGUUCGUCAAGCGCUUUGUUGCCAAGGUUAAGGAUUUCAAGGUUGGUGCCGGUUUUGAGGCAGGUAUCACUCACGGCCCCGUGAUCCACGACCGCGCCAUUGAGAAGGUCGACGAGCAUGUUCAGGACGCCGUUUCCAAGGGUGCCAAGCUUAUGACCGGCGGCCAAAGACUCUCCUCUCUUGGACCUAAUUUCUACGACCUUACCAUUCUGGCUGAAAUGACCAAGGACAUGAAAAUUGCCUCAGAAGAGACAUUCGGUCCCGUGGCCGGAUUGUUCCCCUUCGAGACCGAGAAGGAAGUUGUCGAACUAGCGAACAAGGCAGAGGUUGGUCUGGCCGGGUACUUCUUCAGCGGCAACGUCCAGCGUAUCUUCCGUGUCGCUGAGGCUUUGGAGGUUGGUAUGGUCGGCGUCAACACCGGUCUCAUCAGUGAUGUCGCUUCUCCAUUCGGUGGCGUCAAGCAAAGUGGAUUCGGCCGAGAGGGCAGCAGGUAUGGAAUUGACGAGUUCCUUGUGAUUAAGAGUGUCACCUUUGGCGGAAUGGGUGGACCUCUUCAGUCAUGAGGUCAUCAUCCCUAAUAAUGAAAUUAAUUUAUGUAACUAUACACUUUGAAAGACUCUGAUGAUAUGACUAUAUCACCAAAUCCUGACCUCAAGACACCUAUUCAAUUGUUCCCACGAAGCCUAAUGACCAUGAAUAAAUUUCAACGAAUCUG
Messenger RNA from Aspergillus ochraceoroseus IBT 24754, 1949 nucleotides. Its product is annotated as NAD-dependent succinate-semialdehyde dehydrogenase. NCBI's taxonomy places the organism in Eukaryota, Fungi, Ascomycota, Eurotiomycetes, Eurotiales, Aspergillaceae. The record is from RefSeq and is a predicted model, not a curated record. Gene Ontology annotation, molecular function: succinate-semialdehyde dehydrogenase (NAD+) activity. The transcript is spliced from 4 exons. The coding region runs from base 199 to 1797 and encodes 532 amino acids. Gene Ontology annotation, biological process: GABA catabolic process.